Messenger RNA from Rhododendron vialii, 3988 nucleotides. RefSeq lists its product as uncharacterized. The record is from RefSeq and is a predicted model, not a curated record. Bases 379 to 3522 code for a protein of 1047 amino acids. The transcript is spliced from 5 exons. Lineage: Eukaryota; Viridiplantae; Streptophyta; Magnoliopsida; Ericales; Ericaceae.
GAAAAUGCAGAGAAUAAAAAGGGACCUGAUGUUGACAAAUUUCAUGUCACUGUUCUUAGAAGGUCGUUUGUUUGUGUGAAAGAUUUCUUAUCUGGGAUCUCGCUCUCUCUCUCUCUCUCUCUCUCUCUAACGACUCUCUCUCUCUCUCUCUCCAUAACCUUUCUCUCUUUCAGAGACUGGCCCAGCAGAUCGAAAUCUCCAUCUUUUUUUCCAAUUGAUGACGAUCUAAGCAGCUCCAAAUGGUACUACUCAGGUGAGAGAGAGUAAAGAAGUGGUUAUUUAUGGUUUGAGGCCUCAAGUAAUGUUUUUAGCAUCACUAAUCCGGCUCGGCUGAGUGCUGGGCGACCAUGUUCUUGGAUAGCCUGAAAUUCUUUCGGAAUGGGAACAAAGGUGCACUGUAGAAGCUACUUGCCGGGCUUUUACUCCAUGAGGGAUCUUAAUGAGGACUCUAGUAGUAGUAACUGGCCCAUGUUCUAUGCUGACCGUGCCUUAGCAAAUGGACAAUAUUGCAAUGGCUUCUUUCCUAGCACCGUCACAAACUCAUAUUCAGGGUAUGAGAAGUAUGCAUUAAAGCAGACAAUGCUAGAGCACGAAGCAAUAUUCAAACAGCAGGUGUUCGAACUCCACCGCCUUUACAAAAUACAGAGAGACAUGAUGGAUGAAAUCAGAAGAAAGGAACUUUGUGACCGUCUCAUACCCAUUGAGACAUCUUCUUCAUCAAGUCGGUUGGUAUCUGACAUGCAAUCAGAAGAUGCUCAGAGACGGCAAAAAAAACCCUUCGCCUUGAGUUUUACAGAAGGGAACGACAUCCCAACUGGCAGAGUUCCAUUCGAGAAUGGGAGUAGUUCGAAGGAUUGUGAGAUAUUGGAGUCUAGACCCUCAAAGGUUAGGAAACAGUUAUUUGAUCUUCAACUCCCAGCUGAUGAGUACAUUGACUUUGAGGAAGGGAACCAGUACACUCCAUGUUCAAAUAAUAAGAUUGCUUCCGGGAGCAGUGUAAAGUUUAAUAUGAGUGGUGGUGCAAAGAUAAAUUGCAAUGGAGAUGCCUCAAGAUCUAGUUCUUGUUUGAAGAGCUCUAUUGGGUUGGCUGAUUUGAACGAACCGAUUCAGGUUGAAGAAGUGACUCUUCCCACAGCUGUUGAUUUUAUUGGCUGUGUUCCAGGCCCUGGAGAGAUUAAAGGCCUAGAUUUGGCUGCUAAAAGGAAGCCACAGUUUCUUUUAGGUUUGCCCAAGGAAAAUUUACUGAAUAGUGGAAGCAGUAAUGGGAGUUCGGUUAAUCCCCAUGUUGAGGGUAAAGGACAUGGGCGAGACUGGUUAUCCUAUUGUUAUGAAGCAGGACACCAGCAAAGCCAUCUCAAUUCUUUUACUCAUGAUCUCCAACCGGAAAAAUCUUCUAACUCUUCCCGGCUGAAACAUACUUUGCUUAAUAAAGCUCACCUGGCUGUAGGUUUUCUUCCAUCGGAUCAUGUCAGGGGAGAUCAGUGGAGAGAGCGAACGGUUCAUGGUUUAGAAAUCUCUGAAAAAAGUCGAGAUCUCUUUAAUUUUAACCCUCUGGAUUCAGCUAUGGCCUCCCAUACACCUGAUCCACAUCCGUUUCUUCACUCCUCUGCUUUGGACAGUGGUUGGUCUCACUCCAUCUCAACACGGGGAAAGUGCAAUAGUAGUAGCUUGACACAGAAAUUGACAUCAGUCCAAACUCAUCCACCUUUAAAUUCGUUGGGGUCCUUGAGUAAAAAUUUUCUGCCAUCUGCUCAGAACCGUGAGAUAUUCGGGGACAAGUGGCAUAGUCACACUAGUUCUGGGUCAAGGCCUGGUUUUGGAAGUGGGCUACCUGACUGUAACGGGUUUUACCAUGGAUCUGCAUCCGGAUCUAAGGAUUUAGCAACUCAUUCCCCUUCGGUUGGAUUUGAUUAUUUGAACUGCAAUAAGGAUGUCAAAGAAGCCUCUGAACGCUCGAUUAAUUACAGUACCAGAAGCUACUUAAUGGGCUCAAAUGGUACAGAUUUGUCGGUAAAAGAUAUGAACUUGAACGCUGUCCUUCCAAAAUCCUCAUCCAGUGGUCUUGAGAUUAUAGAUGAAGAAAGGAAAUAUGAGGGCCAUUUGAAAGUUUUGCCUUGGCUUAAAUCUAAGCCCACUUGUAAGAUUGACGGCACAAUUACAGGGAGGGAUUCAAAUUCCUCAGAAAUAAGCUUCUUACGAGUUGCUUCUAACCACUUGUCAUGCAAAAGUGAGAUCGUGAAAGGAAACAACCACCUUCUUACCCCGAAGAUAACGUUAGCUUCAUGUGAUGACCAUGAUGUUGGGGCCCAGAGGAAUGAGGGGGGUGACUACUUGGCAAAGAGAAAGAUCCCCGGGUUUCCCUUUUUUGACAACCGUUGUACUCCUAAGAAUGAUUCUUCUUCUCUUGUCUCCACCUCUGCAUCUCUCCGAUGCACUGAACACAAAGAAGACGACGUUAGAAAAGGUGGCAAAAUUGGAGUGAUUGAUAUAAACUUGGCUUGUGAGCCAGAGUGUGACACAUUCAUUGCCGCAGACGUACUGGUUGUAGAGAAGGAAGAGGAUAUUAAAGAAGUUGCCAAUUUCAGAGCUCACUUUGAUUUGAACUCUAGUUUGGGCGAGGAUGAAGUUACGUUAGUGCCCUCGGUUGCCAGCAUGGGUGUCAAUGUGAAGAUUGCGGUGGAGAUAGAUCUUGAAGCCCCUGCUUUUCCGGAGACUGAGGAAGAAGGGACGCCGCCUGCUGAAGAACAGCAGUGUGAGCUUCCUUUAAAUUUGCCACAGCACAAAGCUGAGUUGUUUGAGGAUGAAGUUUCCAUAAUGGCAGCUGAGGCAAUAGUUGCCAUUUCGUCAUGCAUGCGUACAUAUUGUAUGGAGAAGACCACUUGUCACCCAUCUGAAGGUCCUAGAGCAGAUUCCCUCCUAUGGUUCGUAGAGGUAGUUUCCUCUUUUACGGAUGAAUCGAAGGGUUACGAAGAUGGUGGAGAUAAUGAGACAUCUUCUUGUGAUGAGAUCGAUUACUUCGAAGCCUUGACAUUGAAUCUAACUGAGGUGAAGGAAGAAGAGUACAUGCCUAAACCUCUGGUUCUUGAAAACCAAAACUUGGAAGAAACAGGAACCGAUAUAUUACCAAGUCGCGUCCGGAAGGGCCAGGCAAGGAGAGGGAGGCCGCGGAGGGACUUUCAGAGGGACAUUCUUCCCGGACUUGCUUCUUUGUCGAGGCACGAGGUGACCGAGGAUCUUCAGAGGUUUGGAGGGUUGAUGAAAGCGACUGGUCAUGUUUGGAAUUCAGGAUUGACAAGGAGAAAUGGGGGUGCGAGGGGAAGAAGGCGGUCUGUGGCGGUGGUGGACCAUGAACCGGCGGUAGCGUCAACAAGCGCUAUUUGCAUCCCACUGAUGCAGCAGCUUAAUAGCAUUGAAGUUGGAUUGGAAGAUAGAAGCCUAACCGGGUGGGGAAAGACACCCAGGCGGCCCCGCCGCCAAAGAUGCCCUGCGGGUAAUCUUCCUCCGUCUAUCGCUUCAACCUAAUCACGUCUAGUGUGGGGUGACUGAGGUAUCGUAACGUUCAAGCAUUUUUUCGUGCUUUUCCUGGAUGAAGCUGCAAUCAAAUGCAAAUUCGCUAGUCUUCUCUUCGCAAAAGGAAUACCAUGAAUCCCUUUUUCCUUUCCGCAAGAACCAAGAGAUCAGGCCGAUCAAAAAACCAAACCAAGAGAUUGGAUCUAAUCGUAAGAAGAAUGCUUGGUAUAAAUAACUCGCGUCUUGACUUAGAAGGCUUUGAUUUUAUAAAAGGAGAGAACUUCAUGGGAGGAAGUUAGGAAGUGGUAGGGAGGUGUACUUUAUGGGUUUGGGGAGUGUGAGUUUGUUGUUAGUUAUGGGGGCUGCCUUUGUACAUGUUUUUUCUUGGCUCAUUAUUUGGACCACCUUGAUUUUCUGUCUCUGGGUUACCCAAACUAUAAUUUAAUUUUUCACUAAUAAUAUUAAUAAGUUUGCAUGA